Molecule: messenger RNA, 5384 nt
Organism: Camelus dromedarius (Arabian camel)
Lineage: Eukaryota; Metazoa; Chordata; Mammalia; Artiodactyla; Camelidae
Gene: RTP4
Product: receptor transporter protein 4
Exons: 2
Coding region: 41-1777 (578 amino acids)
Biological process (GO): protein targeting to membrane; protein insertion into membrane; detection of chemical stimulus involved in sensory perception of bitter taste
Cellular component (GO): cytoplasm
Molecular function (GO): olfactory receptor binding
Source: RefSeq, a predicted model, not a curated record
UUUUUGCCUCUUGCUGGAAACUGAAAGUUACUCAAUAAACAUGGACUCCAAGCCUCAGAGCAAGACAAUGGCUUUGGAUGUCAGGACGUGGGAGCAGAUAUUUCAAGAACUGAUCUGGCAGGAGAAACCCCGGGCCAGAUGGACGCUGAAGUUGGAUGGGAACCUGAAGCCAGACUGUGUGGCCCCAGGGUGGAAGCAAUAUCGGCAGAGAGGAUUUGGCAGGUUCCAGUGUUCCUCAUGCCAACGAAGGUGGGCUUCUGCCCAAGUGCAGAUUCUAUGUCACAUGAAAUUGGAGCCCCGGAAGUCCCAGGGGCAGGUGCUUAUGAGGACUUUUGCUCAGAGGUGCCGGAAGUGUUCCCGGUCUCAAUUUGAGAAGCCUGAGUUCUCCCUGGAUAGCACCCAGAGGAUUCUGAACAACCUGGUACAGCAUAUUCUAGAAAAAUUCUACAGAAAUGGCGUCAAGGUUUCAGAGAUACCAGUGAAACUGGAGGUGCCUUUGGAUGGGUCCCAUGACACAGCCAAUUGUGAGGCAUGCACCCUGGGCUUCUGUAUGAAGAACUUACAAAACUGCAUGACAGAGCCAUCCAAAUCCCCUCUAUCCCACAUGGAGAUUAGGAGUUCCUCUGAUUGCAUUGGUGAUGUGUGUGGCCAAAACCUACCCAGGAACCGGUCAGCAGAGGCAAAGGAGACUCAGGGGAGUGGGUAUUCCUGUGCUCAUAAGGGCUCAAGGCCUAGCCAUGCUGCUGCAAGGACCCAAGUGCCUGGGGCAGAUCCUCAGCCCAAAGGGGACACAGGCCAACUGCUCACACCAGGGGCAGACCGGCAAGCCACACGGGGAACAGGCCCCCAGUCCAUUCGAGUAGCAAGAUUACUUCCCUCAGAGUGGACAGACCCACAGCCCAUACAAGAAGGAGGCCCACUACCUGCAGGGUGGGGACAUUCACAGUCCACACUGGGGACAGGACCAAAGGCCCCAUGGAAGACAUAUUCUCAGGCUGUAAGGAUGAAAAGCCAACAGUCGGCACAGGAGGAACAAGCCACACAAGGGGCAGGUCUUCAGGCCACAAGGGUGACACACCCACAGCCCACGAAGGGGACAAUCCCAAGGGCCACAUCAGGAUCAGACACUCAGGCUACAGGGAAGGCAGGCACCCCAACACUAGGGUCAAACCCACAGCACACACAGGGGGCAAUCCCAAAGGCCACAGCAGCGUCAGGCACUCAGGUUACAGGGAGGGCAGGCACCCCAACACCAGGGUCAAACUCACAGCCCACACAGGGGGCAAUCCCAAAGGCCACAGCAGGGUUAGGCAGUCAGGCUACAGGGAGGGCAGGCACCCCAACACCAGGGUCAAACUCACAGCCCACACAGGGGGCAAUCCCACAGGCCACAGCAGCAUCAGGCACUCAGGCUACAGGGAGGGCAGGCACCCCAACACCAGGGUCAAACUCACAGCCCACACAGGGGGCAAUCCCAAAGGCCACAGCAGCAUCAGGCACUCAGGCUACAGGGAGGGCAGGCACCCCAACACUAGGGUCAAACUCACAGCAGACACUGAAGGCAGGCCACAAAUGUGGGCCUGGGACCUACAGCGGAACCCAAGCUGCCUGGGGCAGGCAGGAGGGGUGCUCACCCAGAGGGGCUGCUUCAGACAGCAUUUGCAGAGUCUCUCCCUCAAGGCUACCAAAUGAUUCCCUUGGCCAAGAGCAGUUGUUCAGAUUGGGCUAUGUCUGUGUUGUUGCUCUGUUUACCUUUCUUGUAUCCAGAUACUUAUAACAAAGAAACGUUAUGAUGAAACCAAAAAUGAAGACUUCUCUUCUCUUGUCUUAAUUCCAUAGUAAUCAGUGAAUUGGCUGCCAUUUUAAUAUUGACAGAGAAUUUGCUCUGAGACCAAUGCAGGAUCAAGUUUAUAGAAUAAGCACUGGUUUCUGGACCUCCUUUGCAGAUAGUUCGAAACAUGACCUAUCAGAUAAUGGACCCAAUAAUGAAUAUUUGUUAAAUCAUUCGAAGGUUUUGGCUCAUUCAUUCACUCAUUCAUUGAUAUCAAUAUAUAUGUAGACCAUAGGCUGACAAGAACUAAGGGUUCUGAGUGUUACCAGAAAGUUAUUGUAGUAGACUGAAUAAUGGUUCCCCGAAGAUAUCCAUGUCCUAAUCUCCAGAACCUGUAAUAUGUUUGUAAUAUAUAAAGUAUAUAAUACUUUACGUGGCUAAAGGGACUUUUCAGAUGUAAUUAAUUUAAGGAUCUUGAAACAAGGAGAUUAUCCUGGAUUAUCCAAAUGGACCAAUGUAAUCACAAGGGUCCUUAUACGAGGGUUAAAGUCAGAAAAAAAAUUUUAAGGAUACAAUCAGAGAUUGAAGUGAUGAGCUCUGAAGAUAGAGGAAGAGGCCAUGAGUCAAGGUAUACAGGCAGCAUUUAGAAGCUCAUAAAGGCAAAGAAAUAGAUUCUCCCCUACAGCCUCAGAAGGAACCAGCUCUGCUGACACAUGACGUUAGCCCAGUGAGACUGAUUUUAGAUUUCUAACCUCCAGAACUAUAAGAUAGUAAGUUUGUGUUGCUUUAAGGCACUGAAUUUAUGAUAAUUUGUUACAGUAGCAACAGGAAACUAAUACAGUUAUCAAUAUCACUGCAGAUAUCAGGCAAUUAUGUUUUAGGUAUGCUUCAGUUUUAACAACAACAAAAGAGUGUUUUAUUGAUUAGAAAUAUUAAUAUACCUAUCCCCUCUUAUUCUUUUUCCUCUCCUACUUAAACCCACCCAAAUAUCCCAAUCCUAAAGAGAUUUUCUAAAGAGUCAUCAAAUCAAAGGAAACCUGUUUAGGAUGGAGAUAUUUGGGUGGGCUUAAGUAGUUUGGUGACCAUAGGAGUUAUCAUAUUCUUUCACUCCUUCCAGCACUGGAGUGGGAAGCAUGUAAGAACUUGCCAGUCCUGAGAUCUUGUGACACAUGGCUACACCUUUCACUACCUAUUUCCAUAUGUCUGCUAGACAUUUCCACAUGGUUCUCAUAUCGCCGUAUCUACAUCCUCACAUUCAAAACCACGCUCAUCAACGUCUCUGACUUUCCUGUUCUAAUUUGCCCUAGUCAUCCAAGCUUACCUCAGUCAUAUUUAAUGUCUCCUCCUUGUCACCAGUGCUUAUUGUCCCUUCUUCUGUCAAGUUAUUCCUUAUCCACUGUUCCCCUAUAAACCCUUCUCCUCAAACAGUUCAGGAAUUUGAAUUAUUGAAAUAAUGAGGGGAUUUGGAUUUUACCUCAUACGUAAUGGGGAGUCAUUGCAAACAUCUGAGACUAUGGGCAAUCUGAGUAGAAUCAUAUUUUGAAAACACCAUAUAUUUCUGGGAAAUAAUAGAGUAUAGGAUAGAAACAGUGAGGAGUCUGGCUUGAAAAAGAAGAGUGGUAAACACAUAGAAAGGUUCUUAUAGAUAAUAAAUAUCUUGAAGGAAUUUGAAGACAGUGAAACACAAGAUGCAGGAAAACCCACGGAUGAAAACCUUUCCUUUUUUCCUAACCACCUCUUUUCAUUUCCUCUCAGGCCACUCUCAUCAGUACUCUGCUUUUAUAUAUUCCCACAUCCCCAAAGCACGCUACUAAAUGUGUGCAUUCCUCUUGUUUUCAUACCUUUUUGGUUCUUUCACAAAGAACAUUCACCUGGAGACUAGAGAUUUUAUUUCUAGCUUGGUUGUGUAAUAUGACCUGGGGUAAGUCAUCAUCCUUCCCUGAGCCUCAGCUUCUCCAUCUCUAUAAUAGGUUAAUAACUUCUAAUUAAACAUGGUGGAUUGAACAUAUGCAUUUCCUUCUGAUCACGCUUGCAAUCCUACUGUGUGAUGUAAAAGGGGGAAAAGGGCAUCAAUACACAAGGGCAAAGAGAAUGGCUAGAAGCUAGAAAACUGAUGGACUAGUGAUAGGGAAAUGACUUAGCAGAGUAGAGAAAUCUGGAAUAGAAGUUAGGCAAGGGAAAACUGAGGUGCAAGGCAAAUGAUGUGGUACAAUUUCAGAAAAACUAAAAAACUGUAGGCAAUAAGUAGCUCUGAAUGUGGGUAUUAGGAAGCCUGAAGUGGGAGGAUUGGUUGAAAGCCUCUAUAUAAAUUUCCUUUUCCCCACUCCUAUGCAGCCUGGUAACUACUCUUAACUUACUCCAGGAUGAACAGUGGAGGUUUAUUCUCUGAAGACAUUGACCCAAAGGGACUCUGGGCUCAGGGACUCAGGCAUAGUUAAGGGAGGGAGUACCACCUAGCAAUCAGAAAGACAGUGAAAGUUUACAUACUGAAUAGAUGCACUCCCUUAGCCCGCUACCAAACUUAGAAGGCAGCAUUAUAUCCUACCCAUCGUCCCCUCAAAUACACGGAUAAUGGACAGUUCCUCAUUGGGAAAACUGAUCAGCUCAACAGAAAAAAAAAAAAAAACCCACAUACUGAAAUGGGGGAAGGGGGUCUGUCCAAUGGAAUUACCAACUCAGAUCAUGUAGUACUGUAGCACAUAUUUAUUGAAAAAAUCUGCAUGUUAGUGGACUCAUGCAGUUCAAAUCCAUGUUGUUCAAGGGUCAACUAUAUAUAAACUAUUAGAAAUAAUAAGGGGAACAAUUAUGUGCGUAAGGAAAGUAGGAUGUGAUUUUGGCUAAGAAAAGGUAUGAGAUAUGGAGGUGCUUUUUUGUUAACAGAAAAGAAAGUAAAUUUGUCCUAAAGUAAAACUGGCUAUUUUAGAAUGAAAUGAGGAAAAUAGAGAAGCAGAGGACAAAUUAAGGGUAUAUAUACACAUAUAUAUAUUAGAGAAAGAGAGAGAGAAGGAUUUUAUCUUGUCUAAUCAAGUUGGCUAAAAUUGAAUUAUUAAAAGGGUUUUUAAAAUAAAACUAAAUCUUGAAUUUCUUUUUUAAUCUACUGAAAGGACAAAGUUUUACUGGAUUGUUGGUAUGCUCCUGAUAAGAGAUUGUGAAAAGUUUUUCUUUACCUAUUAAGUAAUCUGGCUAAAAAACAGAAGUUCUAUGUUCUAUCAAAAUAAUUUCCUGUGCUUCAUGUAGUCUCAAUAAGAUCUUUGAUAACUGAAUCUUCUCAGUGCUAAGAGUAAAGUUUUGUUAACAACUAUGUAACCUUCUGCAUUUGCUUUUGAAAUACUUUAUCACUUUGUCAAAUAGAUGAUUUAAGUAUUGUUUCAUAAUGAUCUGUAAUCUUAUUUAGUCGAGUCCAAACCUGUUGAUAUUUUUGACAAAUUUCCCAAAAUUAAAAUCUAAAUGUAGUCUUUUGACCUCAGACUAACUUUGGGACUUCCCAGAGGGCCUCUGGAAUGUCUCAAAAGAAUGUCUCCUCUACAAGGAGAGAUGCUGAAUUAAUUAGGUUUGUUUGAUAUGUUGGAUUACAUAGGAAGCAUUGCCAAAUAAAUGAUACUAAACCUCCUUA